UCUUGAUAAACUUUAUGAUAUAGUUACUAAAAUACAAAAUAAUAAUUGGGAUGAUUCGAGUGAAAUACCAUAUCUUCCUAAUUCUUUACUAAAAAUUAUAAAGAAAGAUAAGAUAAAAGAUAAAGAAGAUUUACUUCAAAAAUUAAAAGAAAUCGAAGACAAGAUUCAAAAAUCAACAGAUAAUGAAAAUAAAUUAAAUAAGAUAAUUCAAAAAUUAGAAGAUAAUGAAAAG
Molecule: messenger RNA, 232 nt
Organism: Racocetra persica
Lineage: Eukaryota; Fungi; Glomeromycota; Glomeromycetes; Diversisporales; Gigasporaceae
Source: the annotation of a GenBank genome assembly